AUGUCAAGAGUGGAUUUUUUGGGGCACGAGGUUUUGGAAAACGGACUCGGGGCGAAGCCAAAUAACUUGGAAGCACUGGCGACGUUGGAUUUUCCGCGUACGCAAAAAGGGUUGCAGUCAGUUUCUAAAUUACUACCACCGCUUUAUCCCAGAAUUCGCGAUCUUUGCGACCGCGCUAUACUCCCUCUCAGCCCACGAUUUCGGAAACGCGUGACGGAGAACCAUGCGGAACUCGCGUUCGCGACACUUCGCAGCAAGAUCGCGGCUACCCCGAUGCUAAAGCACUUCAACGCGGAUAGACAACCAGUAGUGAUUGUGUAUGCAAGUGUUUGGGCCGUGUCAGCCGUCCUCACUCAAGAGGAUGACGGAGUAUAUAUGCCCAUCAAGUUCACUAGCCGGACGUUGAAGCCCAACGAGCUGAACUAUAACAUCACCGAGAAGGAGAUCCUAGCGUUGUUGCACGUCUGGAACGAGUGCCACAACAUGUUGGUAGGAAAGACUAUACGCGUCUUGACCCGACAUAUAACCCUUGGUUGGCUAUUCCGGUCUACAGGGCUGCAAGGUCGUUUGUCGCAAUGGGCCGCCAUCCUCUCCCCCUGGCGAUUGGAAAUCCUCCGAUCGGCGAAAGGGGAGGAAGAGAUCUUGGGAGCGUUGGCCGCGAGCAUCACGCCGAGGGCCUACGUUGAUUCCGCAUUGGAAGAUAUCGCGCCUCGAACACGCCCGUCUAAGACGGCCGCGAUCCCGGUUCCGAAAAUCGGACCGACCGAGAGCCUCCACGUGAUCAGCUUCGACGGAUCGGCCAGCGUCAAACGCGAGGGCGGAGCGUUCAGCGCCUCUGGCAACUACCGGAAUGUGGUAAAAGCCGCGUCUGGGUACGCGGAAGGUCUUACGGUAAACGAAGCUGAAUACCGGGGUAUGCUACUCGGGCUCUCGCUCCUAGAAGACUUGAACGUCACACGCUUAAUCAAAUGCCGGGACUCCAACCUGGUGGUGCGCCAAACCCGGGGGGAGAUGGACUGUAAAUCUCUCGGAUUGGAGCUGUUGAGACAACAGGCAUGGAACGCGCUGUGCGAAUGGCCCAGACACGAGUUUCUGCAUGUUCGACGAGAUUGGAACGCGAGUGCAGAUAUGUUGACACUCCAACGCCAAGGAGGCAAAGAUGGCCAUAGCGUCGAGGAGAGUGAGGACCUGAAGACGCUGAAUAGGCUGGGAGAACGAGGGACGCGGGACGGGAAGAGACUGUCCUGUGACCACCCGUUCGCGCGACGCGUCCCACUAAACCUCGCGGAGACAGCCGGAAGCCUUGAAGGAAUUACAGGUGCAACAGCUGAGGCUGGAUCGAUCCGCACGGCGCAGGACGAAGAGCUAUGGAUAGCAAACCUCAAGGAGUUUCUAAGCGGGGACAUCAGCGAGCUCUUCAAAGAUGAGGUGAAGAGCUGUGUGAAGAUCGCGGAGCAAUACGAGGUAGGAAAGAGUGGCUUGCUGUACUACCACGUACAGAGAGACGAAUCGGCAGAAAACCGGUACUUGAUCAUGAACCAGGUCGUGCCAGAGACCCUCCGACAAGACGUACUACACCACUAUCAUGCGAGUCUAGAAGGCGGGCACCAGGGCAUAGGCCGAACGUACCAACUCGUACGACGACAUUUCCACUGGCCGGGACUAUUCAAAAGCGUACAGCGUCACUGGUUGCGAUGGAUCAUAUGCCGCCAUUGCCCGCGUCACAAAACACAUGGAGUUGUUAAUCUGGGUCGACCUGUUUACGGGUUUCGUUAUCGCGAAGGCAAGUGCGUCGCGUACCACGCAGACCGUCGCCCAUACGAGGAGGCGGUUUUCAGACGGUUCGGAGAUAGUGAAGAAAUUCGCCACGACCGAGAGCCAGAGUUCAUGUCCGAUUUCUUCAGGGCCUUCAACAAACUGAUGGGUCAACGGCAACGAGCGACUCUCGCGUAUCGUCCACAAGCAAACGGGUCGGCGGAGCGCAUGGCCAUCAAGAUGUACAUCGAGGACAUCGAUCAGCGCGACUGGGACGAGUACGCGAAACGACUCACCUACGCACUGAAUACCGCCCACGAUCGGACGCGGGACGAAACACCGUUUUUCUUGGUACAUGGUUGGGAUCCACGGUCCACCCUGGGAGCGACACUAGCGAUCGGUAACACCUCACAUCGAGACGCAGAGGCUCGGCGAUGGAGAAUUGUAUAUUUUUAA
This is a messenger RNA of Phytophthora megakarya, 2211 nucleotides long. The record is from the annotation of a GenBank genome assembly. NCBI's taxonomy places the organism in Eukaryota, Oomycota, Peronosporomycetes, Peronosporales, Peronosporaceae.